GCGCAGUUUUGCAGCGCUUCAUAUACUCCGGAUAAACCAAAAUAGCAACUUGAAGGUCCGCUCGGCUCGGUAGCACCACACUCAACUGUGCGGAAAUACCAUCGCAGACAGCUGCACGUCGGAGUUUUCACACACUCGCUGUGGUCUGGGCUCAGGGUUAGUUUACUCGUUGAUGCGGGGAGAAAGUUGUGGACAUGUUUUCCUGGAAGUGCUUGGCGUUACGGAUGCAGUGUGCAACAUUGUAACGACACAGUAAAUGAGCCUUUUUCCAGCCCGUCCGGAUUGUGGAUUAUGUUUUUGCUGGGUUGUAAACUCGCCCGUUCGCCAUAUUGUGCGCUGUGAAACUCGAGGGAAAGUUGUCAAGAGUUAUGACAUUUGUUGCGCACAAUCCCUUCAUGGAGCUGCAUGCAGUCGACUUUGAUCGAAACCAAAGUGACUCCAUGGAGCUGACCAUGGAGAACCCCGUGCACCAUUGAUAAGGUCCGGCACGAUAAAGAGGAUGAGAAGAAUGGAUAGCAAACCUCAGAUUUGAUUGCAGAAAGGAGGUUUGCAUGCUCCCCCCACCCAGCACUUUCCUUUGGGAUUUAUGUUUCCUCCCAAAUACCUCUGUAUACACAAUUAAACAAAGACAUUUUCAACCACAGCCAGUGAACGCACACUACGAAGGCGAUAACUUUGUUUUGCACGCUCAGAGAUCAAGAUUGAGAGCUCUGGCUCCAACGUUUUCAUAACAUUACUAUGAGUCUUCCUCCUCAAGUUAAUCCUGACAAGAGCGGCAAGCAUCGGACUGCAGCCAUGAAAGAGCCUGUGCAACAUUCGGGGGAGGUUUAUUAUGGUAUGGGACCUCCAGCUUUAGAGUCAAGCCACAGUGACUCCGCCAGCAGCUCUGUUGUGUAUAACCCCGAGAAAGGGCCCCAGAGUCUACCGCACUUUCAACAGGCUGCUCCAGUAAAGUGGAUGCACCAGGACUCUAUACAGGCCCCCGGCUGGUCACAGGAAGCUCCUGUGCCAGGUUGGGGUCAGAACUUUGGCUCCUACAUGGGUGGAGUGAACGUCCGUGGUCAGAUGGCGUUCCACAAAGGAGUCCAUGAAGGUGUAGCUCUGCCUAUGGGAGAAAAUCAACUGCAAGGGCCUGUUGAGGUUUACAGAGAUGCCACUCAGCCUCAAGCUCAGGGGAGGGGGCUCGAGUGGGAGCAGCACGCCGCCGCAAUGCACCAGGCUCAGCUGCAAGCCUACCAGCACAGCCACAAAGGUGUAGAGCUCCAGGGUCAGCCCCAUGUGGCGCCUCACACUUUGCAGGGGUCCAUGCUGCAGCCCUUCCAGGCAACUUUUAGGCCCAGCAAGCAACAGUUUCCAUCUGGGUAUUACUCAGUUUUUCCAGGCAACAAGGGAAUGCCAGGCCUUGCUUACAGCGAGCAGCCUAAAACGCAACAGCAGCUGCUACACCAGAUGCAACAGCAACAAAUCCACCAUCAUCAGCAACAGCAGCGACAACAACAACAACAACAACAACAACAACAGCAGCAACAACAACAGCAGCAGCAGCAACAACAACAGCAGCACCAGCAGUUGCAUCAGCAGCAUCAACUUCAAUUGCAACAACAGCAGCAGUUGCAGCAACAACAGCAGCACCAAAUCCAGCAGCAUCAAAUGCAACAGCAGCAACAAAUGCAGCAAAUGCAGUAUCACCAGCAACAGAUUCAGGAGCGGCAGCAACAAAUGCAACAAAUACAGCAGCAACAAUUGCAGCAACCAAAUGUGCCACAGCAAGAAACGGCACAAGUUCAAGUGCAACCAAAACAGCAACAAACCCAAAACUUUGCAACCUAUCAUUCUCCUGAACCGUGUCCACCUGACACCGGGUCUAAAAAGAGCGACGUCCAAUCGGUGGAGCCACAGCAGGAAACGGAAGUCCCAACCAGUGAUUCAUCAACCGUAUCUGACCCCUGCCCUGAAAAGGUCACCCCAGAUACUGCAGAGACCUCUGAUUCAGCUCCGGCUGCCCCUCGACGCUCCCGUCGCCUUUCCCGAGAUGGACAGUCCCCACUGGGUCCCCCUGCGACAAACAUCUGGUCUCAAGCCCCCAAAGAUCCUCCACUUUCCCAGAAUGGAGUAACAGGCGCACCAGCUACGAAAGGAGGGGAAAGCCAUGUGGCAACAGGGGGAGUCAUCCAGAGCACCCGUAGGAGAAGAAGGGCGUCCAAAGAGAUCAACUUGGAGACUCUGGCGCAGAAGGCAUCAGAAAUGGAGUCCCUGCCUGCUAAAAUAAUCAAGGAAGACGGCCCUUCAGGCAGGCAGGCCACCAUGGUGCCUCUAGUCAUCCCUGUGUCUGUGCCAGUGCACAGGAGUCAAACGGAUCCUCAGGGCUCCUGGCCUUUCGGACGACUUGGCCAGGCUGAGCGGCACGCGGGGCAGUCCGAUCGCAAACCUUCUGUCAUCGUGGCUCGCCGGCGAUCUCUCAGAAACUCCAUGACCGAGAGUUAUGGCCAGGAUGGGGAAAAUGAUGCAGGGCUGGAUGAGGAUGGAAAAUCCAAAUUUAAGCGCCGGCCUCGCCCAGAACCUCUCAUCAUCCCUCCUCCCAAACCAUCCACCUUCAUCCCUCCAUCCGUUUACUCCAGCAUCACUUCCUACCAGAGCAACCUGCGCUCCCCUGUCCGUCUGCCGGACAACCCCCUCACCCUGCCCCCUUACACGCCUCCGCCCAUCCUGUCUCCUGUGCGGGAGGGCACGGGACUGUACUUCUCCACCUUCCUGACCAACAUCGCAGUGAGCAACCAAAUCCUGCCGCUGCCUCUGCCGCCGCCGACACCCAAGACUGCAUCUCGAAGUCUCCUGCGCUCCACAAGUUCAGAUAUCACACCUCCGGUCCUGCCCUUGAUUUCUGAUGCCACGCCUGUUAGCCUCGAACCGCGUAUCAACAUCGGGCAGAAGUACCAGGCAGAAAUUCCAGAGAUGCAAGAUCAGUCCUCUUCCCAGCUCGACCUGCACAAGGCUGACUUAGUUUGGGUCCCUCUGGAUGAAUCCCAACUUAAACAUGGUGAUCAAUACAGCAUGGAGGAUUUGAUGAACAUGGCUUGUUGCAGCGUGCUCAGCGGUGGAGGAACCAAUCAGGAGCUAGUUUUACACUGUUUACAUGAGAGUGGAGGCAAUCUGCUUGUGACGCUGGAACGUCUGAUGCUUCAGGAUCCAAUCUUCCCCAAAGGCCACCACCUGGCAGGUUAUCACUACUCAGGCUCCGACAGCUGGACUGCAGAAGAGAAGCGCUACUUCAAUAAAGGGAUAUCUGCUUACAGGAAGGACUUCUUUCUGGUGCAGAAUCUGGUGCGGACCAAGACUGUGGCUCAGUGUGUAGAGUUCUACUACACGUUCAAGAAACAGGUGAAGAUCGGUCGCAACGGCAUUUUAACCUUCGGCCCUCCACACUCACCAUUGGAUAAACACGCUGAGGCCGUGUUAGACGUUAAGUGUUCACAGCAGCUGAGACCGACUCAAGGCGAGGCAGAUGGGAAUGAUAAGAAGGAUGUUUCUAAUGACCAGAGUCAAGAGAGCACCCACCAGGCGAGGGUUGCUCAGUCACUACAGGUUCAUGACUAUGCAGGAACAGUGCUGAUGCUUAAAGAGCCGGGAAGCGUGAAUAAGGAGGUUCACCACACGGCACCUCACAGGCCUCGGGCUGAGCCGGCAGCAAAGAAGAAAGCAGCUCCAGCGAAGCCCCCGGCUGAUCCUGAUGCAGUAUUUCCAUGCAAGAAAUGUGGCAGGGUGUUUUAUAAAGUCAAGAGUCGAAGUGCCCACAUGAAGAGUCAUGCUGAGCAGGAGAAGAAGGCUGCAGCGCUGCGUCAGAAAGAGGAGGAGGAGCAAGCAGCAGCUGCAGCCCGAGCCAGAAAGGCAGCGGUGGCAGCGGCGGCAGCAGUGGCGCAUCAAGGCGGAAACGGGAAUGGAGUGACGGAUCAGGCGGAGGCCAGCAGCCAGGAAGACUCAUCUGAGGGAGAAGAUGAUGAUGACGAGGACUGGCACUAAGAAACAAUAUGCAGGGGGAAAAAAUCAAUGAGAGAUGGAUUGAUGAGUAAAUAGAAGGUAGAGACGGAGGUCUAAUUAGAAAGGGAGGAAAUAAAAAAAUAAAAAAAAAGAUCUCCAUGGAGAGCAGAAUAAGCACAAGUCUUCCUGUUAACCCUUCACACUCCUUCCCAUGGCUGAUGUUGGCUCUGUGUGACCGUUAUCCAACUUCACACCCAUCAUCCAGGAAGUCUCACUCCACAUUUUCACAUAUUUGUAUCUCUUAAAUAUUCAGAGGAAGUUUAUUUUUUUGUAAAUGCACUUAUAAUGUACGCUUCUGCUUUUGCCAAUAUUGCCUUUUUUAUAUCCUUUAUUUAAUUGAGUACAUGUCAAAAUAUUAGACAUUUUCAUCAUGUGAACUUUGCAAUGGUCAUUUGAUAUUUUACAAGAUAAUCAGGACAUCUGUUAAGCAAUAAUAAAUCAAGAUCAAAGCAAUCUUUCACUUUAUGGUAGCAGCCCUUUUAAAUAAUGAUGGAAUACGAGUUUGUAUUUAAAAUCUUUUUCUUAGGAAAGUACUGUGUCGUAUGCUGCAGAUUUCCCUAUGAUUUUUAAGUUGGUUGUACACUUAUUUUUUUUACAACUAUGGGACCUUUAAAAUUAAAAAUGUACAAAAAAGUAUAUAUGAAAUUUUCCAUAUAUUUAUGAUACUGCAUUUUGCAAUGAUUUUGGUAAUAUAAAAAAAAAACUAAUCAUGUCAGCUGCAAUAUGACUUGUGAAUUGAAAAGUUUAUUAAAAUCUCUGCUGUUGUGAUGAAAUGUCUUUAUUUUUCCAGUCACAUGGAAAGUGUGCAAUACAUUGUUGAACCAGCAG
Scomber scombrus (Atlantic mackerel) is the source of this 4863-nucleotide messenger RNA. It is a transcript of the gene mideasa, whose product is annotated as mitotic deacetylase associated SANT domain protein a. Gene Ontology annotation, molecular function: transcription corepressor activity. Gene Ontology annotation, cellular component: histone deacetylase complex; transcription regulator complex. The record is from RefSeq and is a predicted model, not a curated record. Bases 739 to 4017 code for a protein of 1092 amino acids. Gene Ontology annotation, biological process: regulation of transcription by RNA polymerase II; negative regulation of DNA-templated transcription. The transcript has 13 exons. NCBI's taxonomy places the organism in Eukaryota, Metazoa, Chordata, Actinopteri, Scombriformes, Scombridae.